GCACACGCGUGCUUGAUGAGGCGUAGCCACAAGAGGCCGCUGCCGCUGGUGUAGCGCCUCCGCUUUCGUCCCAGUCGAGAUGGGCGAUGUCUUCGCCCUUUCCUCUCGGGUGCUGCAGCAGUGCUGCUGCUGCUGUGGAUCGACCUGCUCAGCCUUGCCGUUGCGGCCAACCACCGCGCCGUUGUCUCUUCUUCAACGAAGUCAUGCGGCCGAAGAUUCCUCGUUCGAGAUGGCGAGACGGCUGCUCCGGACAGCGCGGCAACGGAAGGGCUGUUGCUGUCUCGAGGGAGAGGAUUCAUGGGCGCCGUCAUCAUGGUCGAUGGAUGAUCCAGCGGUGAUCUUGUUCGCAGGCGGCAUCGGCAAGGAAUUGAUUUUUUUGUCGAUUCAAAAACGUUUAGACUUAGACUACGUUUUCGGUGUGCCGCUAGAUGUUGAUGAAGAUGGCGACGACGACGGCGACGACAACGCCAUUGGUGGUGCGGGGGCGGAGGCAAAGAAGAAGUGGUGACUGGUGGACAGGGACGUUCUCUCGAGAAGAAGACCCUCCGGCUCGGGACUUCGCGAGUCAGCCAAGGGGCAUCACGCAACAUGUGUUAAGGCUUCUUUGGUGAACUCCGAACCAGUCUGCUUCAUUACGGCGCUUGCCUCGAAGAUCCUGCGUGUUAGUGAGAAUGGAUGGACGGAAAGACAAGAGGGACAGUCACCCCUCGCGACAACCUCUAAUUAGGGGUUGUCCGGCGUGCAGCAUCAGCGAGGGUGCAGAAGAAAGCAUGCAGAACUCACCAGCAAGAACGACGCACUACAUGGCGGUAGCCGUCAUGCAGCACUGGGGCCACCAGCGGGCACAACAUGACCCUCGUGCGGAAGGACUCGAAGGCAGGGUCCGAGUGGUGGCUGUGCAACGACGAGGAGAUCCUCUCGGUCUCGUCCGCUUGCGUCAGUCGCAACGCUGUGGCGGUGUUGUACCGCCGGGUGCCGGAUUCCUACGUCCCACUUCGAUAACGUCAGAUUUGAUCUCUAUCGUGUAGGACGGUAGUUGCGGUGCGGCGGGUACUUAAGUUCCAUAUUCCAUGAAGCGUCAGAAGUACUAUCUAUGGGAGUCUGGAACGGUAGUUACGGUACCGCUGGAGCUUGUGCAGGGUUCGGAGAGCACCUAACCUGUAGAAGGUGCUGAUGUGGACGCUUCUCAUUGAGCGUAGCGAGUCUUCGUUGCGGGAAGAGAAUCGUUCAUGCGUGACGGGGCUAUAUCCAGUUAGACAGAAACACGGGGUAUGAUACAUAGAGGAGCCCUUUUGGGUUGUCUGACCAACUCCACACCUGGUGUACGCGGGUGGGUUUGUUAACUCCGAACCCUCCCGGCAAAGAAGAUAUCUCUUCGGUGGUGCUUGGAGAUGACGGUGUUUGGGCAGAGGAAAAGUACUAAAUUCACACGUGUGGCACGUACAGUUGGUUCGUUUUUGAUGAGGGAAGUCACUCGUACGGCUCCUCCCCGUGGUCGUACUUGCUCCGUGGUUUAUGUCUGUUUUUGUACUUGCACUUUGUGUAGUUCGCCGAUGAUAACGAAAACUCCAAAGUUCGUGUCAAAACCUGUGUGUUGGGAUCAACCUCUCUUCGCUUUCAACUCCAGCGGCUUUUGCUAGGGGGGUUGAGGGGGGCCCAUGGUUUUCUAUGGCUUCUUCGUGUUGUUUGUUGUUUGUUCGACCAUGAACAAACGUGUUCAGACGCUGGACCCGACGGGCAACCGUGCAUAAGGAACUCAGAGACAACAUUACAUCAGCGGGACGAGUCAUAAUCUCAAUAGGCCACGCCCCUCUUGCAGUCGCCCAAGGGGGGGUCGUGGUGCAGUGGUUUCAAUUGAGGAUUCAAGUCACGCCUGGCAGAGAUGAGCUGGAUUGUCGGGAUUGUUGAAUUUGUUGUGCUCAGUGCAAUUCCUCUGGUCACGAGUUAGAUGGAGUUUCUCUUGGCGUUGUGAGAAGUUUUGUCGGACAACCGUCCGUGUCAUAGCUUAGGUUGUUCUGUGGGCAUCAUCACGUGCCACUCCGGUUUGAUGCAGAGCUGGGAGUAUUGGAACGGUUUUCGGAUCACUAACCGCCCGCGGGAGUUACUGAGCGCCUUAGCGCUGAUUUCCGUGUUGGGUGCAGGCAAACAAAACCUCCCCCCGAUGGGCGUACCAUCCUUCCGGUGCUACCUGUGGUGGUGAUUGACUUUGUCUAGAAAGGCCGUGUUAUACGAAGCGUGCCGGGUGUAUCUCAAGUAUGCUUAGUGUUGUACCGUAGGGCGUCGGUGAUGGAUGGAUGGAUGCAGAGCAGCCUCCCUUCCAGAGCACGCGUUGCCUCUUUCCCCUUGUUGCUUGUGUCCGCCUUGUGUCCUAGUUUAAUCGGGCGCCAGUCGUACGACACCCAAAGGAGUAGAAGUACCAUGUAUUUUUUUCGCAUAAAUUAUAUCAGCCGGGAUCACAUAGGUAUAAAAUUCCUACUGCAAUGCUUGCCCGUUUUUUGUGCUUGCAUGUUGCUUGACAUUUUUUACCGUAAGAAAGGCAGAGCUUUACGUGGGAACGCAGUCGCCCGGUGGGUGGUGGGGUGGUAAUGGUAGGGAUAUGCUGUACCAAAGGCACCGUGUUUUGUCUCGAAUGUGUUUGGUAUUGUACCCGAAGGCAUCGAUGAUGGAUGGUUUAUCCUGCCGACCAAGUCGCAGCGGAGCUGCCAAACAAACAGGUGGCAUGAGGGGCGUGGGAAAAUUCAGUGUUUAGUGUAGCCCCGACGAUGGUUGGAACGGGAGUGACUGGGGAUCGCGAUCGUAGAACACACCUUUUUAUCCUCAGAGUCAACGCUUCCAAGAACUCGAAUCUCUACGAACCACACGUGGGUUCGUACAAGACCCUUGGAGUGCAAGACAACUGAUUUGCUCCUGGUUUACCAAUAACUGA
This is a messenger RNA of Ectocarpus sp. CCAP 1310/34, 2926 nucleotides long. Lineage: Eukaryota; Phaeophyceae; Ectocarpales; Ectocarpaceae. The record is from the annotation of a GenBank genome assembly.